Lathyrus oleraceus (garden pea) is the source of this 981-nucleotide messenger RNA. RefSeq lists its product as uncharacterized. Bases 141 to 587 code for a protein of 148 amino acids. The transcript is spliced from 2 exons. NCBI's taxonomy places the organism in Eukaryota, Viridiplantae, Streptophyta, Magnoliopsida, Fabales, Fabaceae. The record is from RefSeq and is a predicted model, not a curated record.
CAAACUCGAAAAUACAAGAAAAAAAGUUAUACCGAAACUCAAACCACAACACGCAUAUCGUGUAUCAAGAACUUCGAACAUUGUUUCGUAUCAAAUUUCGCAGUGAUCAUCAUUUUCAUCAUCGUUUAGUUUUUUAUGAAAUGACAGCGAAUGGGUCUCCUCCACCACGUGCACCUCCAACUGCGUUGCCCAUGAAGCGCUUCAAGUUCGUUUGGCGCUUUCUCUUGCUUUCCAAUCUUGCACUUGGAGCUUUUCUGUUUGCAAGGGCAAAACGGAGAGAUUCAAUGGAGAUUCAUAGAAAAAAAACAGCACAUAGAUUGCCCAAGGCCAAAGCUACUGUUGAAGUUCCUCCUGAACUCCCCACAAGUUCAGCGGACCUAAACUAUGAUGAUUUCUUGUUCCCUGUUACAAUGCCUGCCGAUGUACGGGCUCCAAUUCCUGAAGAACAACAGCGUGAAGUUUUCAAGUGGAUGCUGGAAGAGAAAAGAAAAAUGAAACCAAAGGAUGCUAUGGAGAAAAAACAAAUUGACGAAGAAAAGGACAUUCUUAAGCAGUUCCUGCGUGCAAAGUCCAUACCCAAGUUUUAACUUCCUCUUAACUCUCGCAUUAUUAAUAACUGAUAGAUUAAAGUUUCAAUCUGAUAAAUAGGCUCUGACUUUGAUAAGCUGGUCUCUUCAGAAGUUCAUUAUUUGCUGAAUUGGAAAGCAACGGGUUAAUGGCAUUGCAUUUCCAUGAAUUUUAAGGAAGCAAGCAUCAACUUAACCUAACUUCAUUCUUGUAAGUUGUAACAUGUUGUGCAUUGAGAGAUAAGAUAACUGUAGCCUUCGUCUUAUUCAAUGGAACAUAGAUAUUAUGCGAGUAUAUUACUGUUAUAUCAACAAUUUCGCUUUUUUACUCUUCAACAUUUGAUUUCUCUGUUGGUUGUGGGCCUGAUUGUGUCCCGGUUGCUACUCUAAUAAAUAAUUAUGUUUGGAUUCAUCA